Molecule: messenger RNA, 878 nt
Organism: Hermetia illucens (black soldier fly)
Lineage: Eukaryota; Metazoa; Arthropoda; Insecta; Diptera; Stratiomyidae
Product: glycine-rich cell wall structural protein-like
Exons: 1
Coding region: 20-763 (247 amino acids)
Source: RefSeq, a predicted model, not a curated record
GUCCACAGGUGACCACAAUAUGAAAGUCUUCGUUUGCUUAAUGGCCGUUAUGGCUGCCGCUUCGGCAGGACAUUUGGGUGGAGGCGGUGGUGCCAUUGGAGGCGGUGGAGGAUACGGUGGAGGAUUUGGUGGUGGAUAUGGAGGUGGAUACGGCGGUGGAUACGGUGGCGGUUUUGGCGGAGGAUUGGGUGGCGGCCAUGGAGGAUUAAGCGGAGGAUCCAUUGGUGGACUUGGUGGAGGCCACGGAGGAUACAGCAGUGGCGGAUUCAGUGGUGGACUAAGCGGCGGAUAUGGUGGAGGCCACGGAGGAUACAGUGGUGGUGGAUUCGGUGGUGGUCUUGGUGGUGGACAUGGAGGGUACAGCGGAGGUGGUCUUGGAGGAUAUGGUGGCGGAUUGGGUGGAGGAUAUGGUGGCAGUGGACUCGGAGGUGGAUCUGUAAAAGUUAUCAAGAUCAUCAGCUCUGGAAGCGGAAGUGGAUUAGGAGACGGAUAUGGUGGUGGUUACGGUGGAGGAUACGGAGGCGGCUACGGUGGAGGAUAUGGCGGCGGUCAUGGAGGAUCCCUCGGUGGAGGAUACAGCGGUGGCCUUGGAGGAUCACUCGGUGGCGGUUAUGGUGGUGGCCAUGGAGGAUCAAUCGGUGGAGGAUAUGGUGGUGGCCAUGGAGGAUCAAUCAGUGGAGGUUUCGGAGGUGGCUACGGUGGCGGUUUCGGAGGUGGCUACGGUGGUGGCUACGGUGGUGGUUCUUCCAAAGGAUGGUGGUAAAUAGUGGAAAGUAUUACAAAGGCUGUGAUCGAAGCUUAAAUGUUGAAAUUUUGAGCAAACUUUUGUUACGUCUAGUAACAUUCUGUUUUUAUAAUAAAAAAACUGUUACAAAAUA